AUGUAUUUAUAUAAUUGGUUUUUAGGUCGAUCACCUCUUGCAACUAGUACAGGUGGUCAAAGUUUAACAACACCAGAAAAGAAUGUGACAUUACCUCGAACUUUAUCAGGACAAAGUAAUGACGGAGAAAGUGAAAGUCGUGCAACUGUUUCACGUAGUGUUAGUGCUGCUGCAAUUAUUACAAGUAAAUCGGAUACAAUGAAAUCAACAACAUCAUCAUCAGCUGCAUCAAGUCGAGAAGCAUCACCAAAUCGUACAAGUGGUAGUAAAGUUGGAGAAGAUGUAGCCAAGAAAGAAAAGAAAUCGAAAUUUCGAACACCAUCAUUUCUUCGAAAACGUAAAGAAAAGAAAGAAGCAGCUAAUAAAGAUAAAGCUGAAAAAUGA
This is a messenger RNA of Adineta steineri, 384 nucleotides long. The record is from the annotation of a GenBank genome assembly. NCBI's taxonomy places the organism in Eukaryota, Metazoa, Rotifera, Eurotatoria, Adinetida, Adinetidae.